Messenger RNA from Lemur catta (Ring-tailed lemur), 403 nucleotides. RefSeq names its product defensin beta 113 (gene DEFB113). Gene Ontology annotation, biological process: innate immune response. The coding region runs from base 83 to 370 and encodes 95 amino acids. Gene Ontology annotation, cellular component: extracellular region. The record is from RefSeq and is a predicted model, not a curated record. The transcript is spliced from 2 exons. Lineage: Eukaryota; Metazoa; Chordata; Mammalia; Primates; Lemuridae.
GUCUUUCUUUUUCCAAAAGAUAGCACGAUUCUCAAAAAUUUUGAGCUCUGUCCCAAAUCUUAUUCAAGUAACCAAGUCAACAAUGAAGAUACUUUGUAUUUUCCUGAUCUUUGUCUUCACUGUAUCUUAUGGUCUAUCAGUUCCACAGAAAAGACCAAAAAGUGCUGCAGAGAGAAAAAGAGAAUGUCGUCUUGUUCGUGGUGCUUGCAAGGCUGAAUGCAACACCUGGGAGUACGUGUUUACUUACUGCGAUCUUGAGCCCUGCUGUGUGGUACGGGAAUACAAUAAGCCAGUUGCGAAAAGAAUCAGUACUACAACUCAGACAACUGUCAAUAAUAAUUCUAAUACACUAUAUAACAUUACACUGUAACAAUAUUAUUAAUAAAAAUGAAUUUUUACUUUG